AAAUGGCUGAAAAGUAUCUGGACCUCUUACCUGUAUCUGUACCAACGCGCACCACUGCACCUGUUCUGAAACAUGUUUUACGCGCGUAUGCAGAUGCUGUUGCGUGACUAAACACAGACACUUACAGAGACCAAGAGAGAGAGAUGACUGAGGGAUGAUCGAUAAACCCAGCCUACUCCUCUGAGAGCAGACAGAUGCUUCAGAAGAGCAACAACGAUGGAGUUGGCGCCUCUGCUGUGGAUGGUUUUAAUCGUAUCAGGAAGCUCAUCCCCAGUGCCUGAUCAGUAUAGUAAAGCUGUGGAUUGGCUGAGCAGGUAUGGCUACCUUCCUCCUCCUGACCCACGCACAAGUAAGCUGCAAACCAAGGAGGGAAUUGAGAAAGCCAUUCGUGUUAUGCAGAGAUUUGGUGGGAUCCAGGAAACCGGAGUGCUUGACAGCGAAACUCUCAAACUCAUGGUUAUGCCACGAUGCUCUCUCCCUGAUAUUGUUGGAAGUGAGGACAUGCUGAAAAGGAGGAGGAAGAAAAGAUAUGCUCUGACAGGCCUUAAGUGGGAUAAGACAGACCUCACAUGGAGUGUCCACAGCUAUCCAUCGCCUUCCAUCUCACCCACCAUGCCUGACCAUUUGGUGGACACCAUCCUGACUCACGCCUUCAAAGCCUGGAGUGACGCGGCCCCCUUGAGUUUCCGUCGGCUGCCGAGUAACAACAGGGGGGCUGCAGCUGGAGGGGACAUCAGAGUGUCUUUUUCCCGCUUGCUGCAUGACGAUGGGUACCCUUUUGACGGGCAGGGUGGCACCCUAGCCCACGCCUUUUUCCCUCUGUCGGGUGACACACACUUUGAUGAUGAUGAGAUAUGGAGCCAUGGAGGUAACAGCGGAAGCACAGACUUGUUCACAGUCGCAGUGCACGAGUUCGGCCAUGCGCUGGGCCUGGGCCAUUCUUCCUCUGACCCAUCCAUCAUGAGGCCGUACUACCAGGGUCCUGUGGAAGACAUUCUCCAAUUCAAGCUGGCCCAGGACGACAGACAGGCCAUCCAGCAGCUUUACGGUGCGAAGGACGGCGGGCCACCAGGUGGUGUUGACCCUGUCCUCCCACGCCUGCCGAGUCCACCUCCGCCAAGACCAACAAAGGAGUAUGACCCCUCAUUCCUCGAGCGCUGUCAGGGAGAUUUUGACGCAGUGGCCAAUAUCAGGGGAGAGGUCUUCUUUUUUAAAGGUGAUCACUUCUGGAGGAAACAGCAAGACAGGCCUUUGUUCUCCUGGUAUCCGGCUAAGAUCAAAAACUUCUGGAUCGGCCUUCCUCCAGGAACAAACAAGAUCGAUGCUGUGUAUGAGAGGAAGAGUGACAGUCAUAUCAUCUUCUUCAUCGGAUCUCAGUACUGGGUCUUCAAGGACACGGUGGCCAUGAACGGUUACCCACAGCCCCUGUCUGAAUGGGGAAUGAGGACAAAGAGUGGGGUACCAGUGAACAGGGUGGAUGGAGCCUUCAUCUCGGCCCAUAACGGCAAGACCUACCUGUUCAGCGGUGAUGAGUUUUGGAGGUUCGACGAGAGCCGUAAAAAUGAAAAGGUGACCCGACAGCUGGAGCCAGACUACCCGCAGAACAUCAGCCUCUGGGAAGGAGUGCCCUUCCCCAUAGAUGACGUCAUCAGCUGGGAAGGAGACACCUACUUCUUCAAGCACAAACAUCACUUGGAGAAGAACGGAGGACUGAACAUAUAUCAUGUUUCUCCUAAAUCUAUCGGUGAAGUCUGGCUCGAAUGUCCAGCUCCUCCAGUCAGUCCUGGAUCCCCAAAGGAUUGCAUCUGCGACAUAAAGGGAUCAUCUCCAUCUCCAUUAAGGAGCAGCUGGCUUGUCCUGAUCUCUUUUUUAUUGGUAAUCAAUCAGUUUAAUAGAAAAUAGAAACCUGAGUUUGAGAUUUGUCUGAUGUCUGUUCAAACCAAGAGGGUGUCUUUGUACUUGUGCUCUCAUUCCACUGGAGCAUAAUAAAGGUUCUUUACAUCUGCAUUUAUCACAACCCAAAAGCUGGCUUCACAUUACAUACUGGUGUUAUGAAAAGCCAGGGUUAAAUACUUCAUAUGUUACUGUAAAUAUGUUGCCUUAUCAGAACAUAUUACUCACUGUCUUCCCUUCACCCUGCUAGAGUUACAGCCCUCCUUUUUCUAGAGUAAGUAUUGGAUUACAGGCAGCCUGUAUAGGAGAAUGUAUGGAAAUUCAACACUGAAAUCCAGCACUCUGGCUACUCUCUCAUAAUGAAGCCUUAUACAACCACCUUACUGUAUGUUUGGACAGUAAGUAUCCCAACAAGCAACACAAACAUACUAAAGUGCAAUGGUCUGGCAAUGCCUUUAUCAAAGCUCAUUUCUUAGAAUUCAGAGAAGAUUUGUUUAUGUACAAAACAGACUAUUCUUAAAAAGUAAAUAAAAACUGUAGACUAACUCAGAAGGGCCAGGAGGUUUACUGUUGCCCCAUUUUUAUAUUUUUGAGUUUUAUGCUGGUUGUCUUAUGUGUAAAUACAUUUCAGAGGAAAUAAGGACAAUUUCAAAACAUGGACAUAGGAAUGAUCACAGUGUAAAAAUACCCUUUUGUUUAAUAAUGAAUGAAAAGUUCAUGCUUGACAAUAUUUUAUACAUUUGAGCUUUAUUUUCCAAAGUUAUAGUUCUUUUAUACCAACUUUUAAACAUGACCAUUUUAUUUUUUAUAUGAUUAUUCAAAUUUGCUGGGGGCACGUUUUUAACUAUUGGGUCCAUCUGUCCACUGUAAUGCUUUUGAAAUGGAGCUGCUUUUUAAGUGGAGCUAAGCUUUGCAGAUGUAAUGCAGUUCGGUGACGAUUCCUCCUGCAGAUCCGUCUGCAGGGCAACUCGACAUCGUCUCUAAAAUAACCUUUGUUACCCUACUUCACUGUUACAUCAAUCAUUCUUUGCUGUAAGUUAAUGGAGUUUAGGGAUUUUGAUUGGCAUGUCAUGUUUUUCUCAGGUCAGGCCAGAGGUAGUUAAGCAAGAAAUCAACAAAUAGAUCAAUUUCUAAGCAAAUGCUAGAAAAUAUCAUUAAAAUGUCACAAAUUAAAAUCUUCAUAUUAGUUUCUUUUUUGUGUUGUAUCUUUUGUUCUUGACUAACCUCUUUAGUUUAGAAAAUUAUCUCUUGAUCUCACCUCCUCCAGGCUGAAACUGUAUUCUUGCUAUGCACUUAUAUGAUGAAUACUUGUGGCUCACAUGAUAUGUGACGAGCACAUGCUUGUCAUUCUCCAGUAACGGUUCCCUAUGUCUCAGCCUGGACAACUGAUUUGUAUGUUAAUUAGGAACACCCCUCCUGGGCUUUGACAUGCUUUUCUCAGUGACAACAAGUCUUUUAUAUAGUGGAAGUAAAGCACAAUGAUAAGAAUGUCUGAU
This is a messenger RNA of Thunnus maccoyii (southern bluefin tuna), 3389 nucleotides long. Its product is annotated as matrix metalloproteinase-25-like. Gene Ontology annotation, biological process: collagen catabolic process; extracellular matrix organization; proteolysis. NCBI's taxonomy places the organism in Eukaryota, Metazoa, Chordata, Actinopteri, Scombriformes, Scombridae. Gene Ontology annotation, molecular function: metalloendopeptidase activity; zinc ion binding. The coding region runs from base 217 to 1902 and encodes 561 amino acids. The transcript has 11 exons. Gene Ontology annotation, cellular component: extracellular matrix. The record is from RefSeq and is a predicted model, not a curated record.